Messenger RNA from Arabis nemorensis, 1059 nucleotides. The record is from the annotation of a GenBank genome assembly. Lineage: Eukaryota; Viridiplantae; Streptophyta; Magnoliopsida; Brassicales; Brassicaceae.
AUGGCGGGAAUCAGAUUGCUACCGGAAGAACCAGAGAGUACUCCUCAGCAACAGGCCAGAGCUGCGGCGGCGGAAAGUUUGGCUUCCGACGACGAUCGAUCUGUUGCUGCGGAUUCGUGGUCGAUCAAGAGCGAGUAUGGAAGCACCCUCGACGACGAUCAGCGCCACGCCGAUGCCGCCGAGGCUCUCUCUUCCGCUAACUUCCGUGUCUCUUCAGAUUAUAGUUCUGAUAAGGAAGAGCCAGAUGCUGAUGGAGGACAGUCAAUGCUUGGUCUCCAAAGCUAUUGGGACGCUGCGUAUUCCGAUGAGCUCACUAAUUUCAGGGAGCAUGGUCAUUCCGGCGAAGUUUGGUUUGGGGAUGAUGUCAUGGAAAUUGUUACUUCUUGGACAAAAGACUUGUGCAUUGAAAUUUCUCAACGGAACAUGUCUGUUUCUGAAAACGAUGUCAAUACGGAGGUGAAUGAUCAGGGUGACAAGUAUUUGUCUAACUGGAAUGUGCUUGACCUUGGUACCGGAAAUGGCUUACUCCUUCAUCAACUUGCUAAGGAGGGGUUCUCUGAUUUAACUGGGACUGAUUACAGUGAAGGGGCGGUAGAACUCGCUCAACAUCUCUCAGAACGUGAUGGGUUUCCAAAUAUCUGUUUCAUGGUUGAUGAUAUCCUUGAGACAAAAUUGGACCGGCAGUUCAAGCUGGUAAUGGACAAAGGAACUUUAGAUGCGAUUGGUUUGCAUCCUGAUGGCCCUGUCAAAAGAGUCAUGUAUUGGGAUUCAGUGUCCAAGCUGGUUGCUCCUGGUGGGAUAUUGGUUAUCACAUCGUGUAACCACACAAAGGACGAACUCGUGGAAGAAGUGGAGAACUUCAACAUCAGAAAAUCUAACUUAUCUAGAGAUGGAGAUUACGCGACCAAUGUUUCUUCUUCAGACUCUGAAGCUGCAAACAGAAAUAUUGAUCAUGCUCCUCCGUUUGAGUAUCUGAGCCAUGUUAGGACAUAUCCGACCUUCAUGUUUGGUGGGUCAGUAGGAUCUCGUGUGGCAACUGUUGCUUUUCUAAGGAAGUGA